AUGGACACAGUCGGGGUAACUGGGCUAGACGACGGUCCGCAACUCAGACAAGCUCAUGAGAACUAUGUUCAUCCAGGAUAUGUUGAGCUCAACCCAGCAUAUGAGCAGCCUGCGAGCAGCAAGCCUGUGUGGAGUUUGGCCAAACCUCUCCCGCGUGUUAUCAGACCCGGAAUGGUGCCAACCAGGGAGGAGCUGAAGCAAGUACAGCAAGGUCCAAUACUCCCCAGGCAAAACACCAUGAAGAUUGGCGUCGAUGUCAACCCACUGGACCUUGAGGAAGGUAGGAUUGAACCUACACCCAACCCGGCCAAGCUAUCGGCGCAGCUGAAGGAUUCAAGGGCGCAAAGGGAGAACAACUUCAUCACCAACAUCCAACGCCGUGGCACCACGCUCUCGACCCGGCCUACGCGAGCGUCUUCGACGGCUUCUCAGACGGCCGGGAGGAGGCCGAGGGGAUCAAGCUGGGCCUCGCAAAGGCCCAUGACGCCCGCCCAGGAAACCGACGAACCAGUCCAAGAAGAUGGAGAUGAUGCGAAGAAGAAGUCUAGCGACCAGCUUGAGGUCCCGCAGGCGGACGAACAGACAUCACGGCUGUCAUUACAGCGCACACCGGAAGACCGUCUUGAUACAAUUCCAGAGAGCCAUGAGGCCACGCCACGACGAUCUUACGAGUCGAACGAUUCAAACCGCACCUUUCGCCCCGAAGACGAUCCUGAAUUCUUCCCCGAAAACGAUCUCAAACAAAUCCUCGAAGGGGAGAAUCCUCCUCUCUACGACGAAGUCCACAACAAUCAUACAUCAUGGUCUAUCGUCCGAACCCACAACCGCGAAUUCCUCGCCGAGCUCCUUGCCGUCUUUAUUCAGCUCACCUUGGGUUUCUGCUCAGACACGUCCGCAACGCUGACCAGCACAGCCAACGCCAACACAACUGCCUGGGCAUGGGGCUUCGCGACAAUGAUAGGCAUCUACAUCUCCGGUGGCAUCUCAGGUGCCCACCUCAACCCAGCCAUCACCAUAAUGCUCUGGUUCUACAGAGGUUUCCCCAAACGCAAAAUGCUCCCCUACUUCGCCGCCCAAUUCCUCGGCGCCUUCAUCGCCGCCCUCACCGCCUACGGCCUCUACCUCGCCUCCAUCCAAACCUUCAACGCCACCGGCGACUCCACCAAGAUCCUCAACGGCUUCGUCACCAGCCAGCGAUACACCUACAUCGACGCGGCAACCGCCUUCUUCAACGAAUUCAUGGGCACCGCCAUCCUCGCCGCCACCGUCCUCGCCCUGGGCGACGACCAAAACGCCCCUCCCGGCGCAGGCAUGAACUCCCUGAUCAUCGGCCUCGUCAUCACCGCCCUCAACUUCGGCUUCGCAUUCCAAACCGGCGCCGCCAUGAACCCCUCCCGAGACUUCGGCCCGCGACUCGCCAUGCUCGCCCUCGGCUACGGCCGCGACCUCUUCACGAACCCGUACUGGUUCUACGGGCCCUUCGCCGGCACGAUUUCCGGCGCGAUGGUCGGUGCCGCGUUGUAUGAUAUUUGCAUCUUCACGGGCGGUGAGAGUCCGAUUAAUUAUCCUUGGACAAGGACGAAGAGGAGCUAUAAGAAGGGAAAGGCGAAGUGGGCGAGGAGGUUGCAUUUGGCAAAGCCGAAGAAGGAUGAGGAGUUUUCGGGGGGGCCGUAUGGGUUGGAGCCGGUUUCGUGA
Zasmidium cellare ATCC 36951 is the source of this 1695-nucleotide messenger RNA. RefSeq lists its product as uncharacterized. The transcript has a single exon. Gene Ontology annotation, biological process: glycerol transmembrane transport; water transport. NCBI's taxonomy places the organism in Eukaryota, Fungi, Ascomycota, Dothideomycetes, Mycosphaerellales, Mycosphaerellaceae. The record is from RefSeq and is a predicted model, not a curated record. Gene Ontology annotation, molecular function: water channel activity; glycerol channel activity. The coding region runs from base 1 to 1695 and encodes 564 amino acids. Gene Ontology annotation, cellular component: plasma membrane.